Molecule: messenger RNA, 1405 nt
Organism: Zonotrichia leucophrys gambelii
Lineage: Eukaryota; Metazoa; Chordata; Aves; Passeriformes; Passerellidae
Gene: APIP
Product: APAF1 interacting protein
Exons: 8
Coding region: 152-928 (258 amino acids)
Cellular component (GO): cytoplasm
Molecular function (GO): methylthioribulose 1-phosphate dehydratase activity; metal ion binding
Source: RefSeq, a predicted model, not a curated record
CAAUAGCGCGGACACCCGCCCCCAGCCUGGCAGGUCGUUCCAGGGGCACACCUGUCUCUCCUCUGGUCCCUGCCGGCUCUCGGCCCGGGAGGAGAGCAGCGGCCUCUCCAUCCCGCCCGCCGCGGCUCGGCUCGCUGCCCGCGGCCGGGCCAUGCCCAGCGCUCCGCAGGCGCCCGCGCGGCGCCCCAUAGAGGCCCCCGAGCAAGGACCCCGCGCUGGCCGCGCCAUGGCGGCCGCCGGCGGGGACGCGGCGCAGGAUGGGUUACAUCCAAGGAAUCUUAUCCCAGAGCUUUGUAGGCUGUUUUAUGGUUUAGGCUGGGUAACAGGAACUGGUGGAGGAAUCAGCUUGAAACAUGGGGAUGAAAUCUACAUCGCUCCUUCAGGAGUCCAAAAGGAAAGAAUACAGCCAGAAGAUAUGUUUGUUUGUGACAUGAAUGAACAGGACAUCAGUGGUCCUCCACUGCACAAGAAACUAAAGAAAAGCCAGUGCACACCUCUUUUUAUGAAUGCCUACACUAUGAGAGGGGCAGGUGCAGUGAUCCAUACACAUUCCAAGGCUGCUGUUAUGGCUACCCUCCUUUACCCAGGGAGUGAGUUCUCUAUUACCCAUCAGGAGAUGAUAAAAGGAAUCCAGAAGUGUACUUCAGGAGGCUAUUACAGAUAUGAUGAUACACUAGUGGUUCCUAUAAUUGAGAAUACACCAGAAGAGAAGGAUCUCAAGGAGAGAAUGGCACGUGCAAUGGAAAAAUACCCAGACUCUUGUGCUGUGCUGGUCAGACGUCACGGUGUUUAUGUAUGGGGAGAGACGUGGGAAAAAGCCAAAACUAUGUGUGAAUGUUAUGACUACUUGUUUGAUAUUGCAGUGCAGAUGAAGCAGCACGGGCUAGAUCCUUCAAAACAUCCAGCAAGAGAAAAUGGGAUCUUGUAAAUGUCAACAACAUUUAUACUCAGGUUUCUUACAUGAUUAUGGGAUUCCAGCUUUCACCCCACACUAUUGAAGCCAGAAGGGGGUGCUGAUCCUCAGCUGAUUGACAAUUGAGAGCAGCAACUUUUAACUGUUAAAUGCACCCAAGAAUUAAAGGACAGUUAAAAAAAAAACAAAACAACUACUGAACAAUCAUUGCAAUUUCCAAGUCCUGUGGAAUGCCACAGUAGAAGGAAUGAAAAUUCAGAUGCAAAAAUACUUUGAGAAACUUUGGAGAACUAAUGUCCCAUUUUGCUUUUGUGCCUUAAAAAUUCAUAUUUCAACAACCUGCACUUGUUGAUCCUGCCCUAAUGCUACAUCAUUUAACUUGAAAUAAGUCUGCAUUUCUGAAAGUUAUUGUAGCCUUUAUUCUUCCAGAAAAAAGUGACGACAGCCCCUUAAUUAGAAGUUAAUAAAGUUUAAAGCAUUGUUUGAACUGUU